Messenger RNA from Trichoderma asperellum CBS 433.97, 502 nucleotides. RefSeq lists its product as uncharacterized. Lineage: Eukaryota; Fungi; Ascomycota; Sordariomycetes; Hypocreales; Hypocreaceae. The record is from RefSeq and is a predicted model, not a curated record.
AGGCAUAUCCUCCUUACCUACUUGAGCAAGAGCAUUAGCGUCGGUAAUUUUAUCUCUGGCGAUGCUGGUAGGACAAAGCAGUGCUAUAGCAUUGACUACAACAGUUACUACACCGUCACCGAGGAAUAUUGUUACAAUGUUCAGAACCGUGAGCGCGAGUCUAGUAACUGUGACAGUUACUACAACACCAGCACCGACCUUCGCAAUCCCUAGCCUUGGAAUGUCAGCAGUUGAUACUCAGGCGCCGAAGUGGAAUAUCACCAAGUCAAGCGAAGCUUCCACCACAGCCACCGUCUUUGCUCAGAGAAGAACUACAACAAUAUCAGGGCCAAGCGGUGUUUUCAUUGGUAUAGUAGGAGCAGUAGCUGGGCUGUCAAUUCUAGGUGUAAUAGUAAUUGUUAUAUUACAUAGAAAAAGAAAGGAAAAAGAAGUGCAAGUAUAAAACUACUUCCUUUAAUAGCCUGAUAAACUAGGCCAAGCCCGAGCUGGGUUCCCAACGUGG